CGCUGUUGCCGAGCGACAGAGGAAGCUUCACCGUCUUUACUGCUCUCUCUGCUAACCCUUCAUCUCCGAACCUGUGUCUCUCUAUUUCCGCCAUGGAGGUGACGAUGGACCCGCUGUUUCUGGCCUGGAGCUAUUCCAGGAGGCGGAAACUCCAACAGUGUUCGGACAUCUGUAGCAAAAUAUUACAAGACAACCCAUACGACCAGGCUGCAUGGGGCUUGAAAACUCGUGCUCUGACAGAGAUGGUAUACAUAGAUGAAGUUGAGGUCGACCAGGAGGGCAUUGCUGAGAUGAUGCUGGAUGAGAGCUCAAUAGCUCAAGUUGCACGCCCUGGGACAUCACUGAGGCUCCCGGGAACAAGUCAAGGCGGGGGGCCCACACCAGCUGUCAGGCCUAUGACACAAGCAGGACGUCCCAUCACAGGGUUUGUGAGACCCAGCACACAGUCAGGGCGUCCUGGGACAAUGGAGCAGGCCAUCAAAACUCCCCGCACUGCAAGCACUGCUCGGCCUGUCACGAGUGCUUCUGGUAGAUUCAUCCGUCUAGGAACGGCUUCAAUGCUGACCAAUCCAGAGGGACCAUUUAUUAACUUGUCAAGACUAAAUCUGGCCAAGUAUUCCCAAAAGCCCAACUUGUCCAGGACCCUGUUUGAGUACAUCUUCCAUCAUGAAAACGAUGUGAAAAAUGCUCUCGAUCUGGCUGCGCAAGCUACUGAACAUGCGCAGUUCAAAGACUGGUGGUGGAAAGUUCAGCUGGGAAAAUGUUACUACAGGCUUGGUCUAUAUCGAGAAGCAGAAAAACAGUUUCGUUCAGCUCUCAACCACCAAGAGGUGGUGGACACAUAUCUCUAUCUGGCAAAGGUUUACCAGCGCCUUGAUCAACCAAUAACAGCACUAAACCUUUUCAAGCAAGGCCUCGACCACUUCCCUGGUGAGGUCACCCUUUUAACAGGAAUCGCUCGGAUUCAUGAGGAGAUGAACAACAUUUCCUCAGCCACAGAGUACUACAAAGACGUGCUGAAGCAGGACAACACUCACGUGGAGGCUAUAGCCUGUAUAGGCAGCAAUCACUUCUACACUGACCAGCCAGAGAUCGCCCUGCGGUUCUACAGACGGCUGCUCCAGAUGGGGGUGUAUAACUGCCAGCUGUACAACAACCUGGGCCUGUGCUGCUUCUACGCACAGCAGUACGAUAUGACUCUGUCGUCCUUUGAGAGAGCUCUGGCCCUGGUGGACAAUGAUGAGGAGCAGGCUGAUGUUUGGUACAACAUAGGACAUGUAGCUGUGGGCAUAGGAGACUUGACACUGGCCUAUCAGUGUUUUAAACUGGCUCUGGCUUUUAACAAUGACCACGCUGAGGCCUACAACAACUUGGCUGUGCUGGAGCUACGCAAAGGUCGUAUUGAGCAGUCUAAAGCCUUCCUACAGACAGCUGCAUCGCUGGCCCCUCACAUGUACGAGCCUCACUUCAAUCUCUCCAUUCUUUCUGAAAAGAUUGGAGACCUUCAGAGCAGCUACACCGCAGCUCAAAGGUCUGAGGAUGCUUUUCCUGAGCACGUUGACACUCAGCAGCUUCUCAAGCAACUUCGGCAGCACUUUGCGGUGGUCUGAGCGUCAUGUGGCCAGCAGGCUUAAUGAGAGAGGUGUGAGACCAGAGACACUGUGCUUCACACACACAAAGUCAUUAAGAUACUAAAAGGUUUGGCAGGAUAGUCAGACAUGGAAAUCAACA
Paralichthys olivaceus (Japanese flounder) is the source of this 1731-nucleotide messenger RNA. It is a transcript of the gene ttc8, whose product is annotated as tetratricopeptide repeat domain 8. The record is from RefSeq and is a predicted model, not a curated record. NCBI's taxonomy places the organism in Eukaryota, Metazoa, Chordata, Actinopteri, Pleuronectiformes, Paralichthyidae. Gene Ontology annotation, cellular component: BBSome; non-motile cilium; ciliary basal body. Gene Ontology annotation, biological process: non-motile cilium assembly. Gene Ontology annotation, molecular function: protein binding.